AAAUGUACUACUGGUUGGAAGCUGGAAAAACAUGCAUCCAUGUUUCAAGCAGAAAAAUUAAGCUAAGCGACAAGGAAUCGUACUGUACGAAUGAGGCAGGAGGCGGCCGCCCAUUUAUGAAACGACUGAAUGAUGAUGCUUACAAGGAAUUGGCCAAGAAGAUAAGAGAUAACAUCAAAAAUCUAAUCCCUCAGCAAGUAUACAUUGGAAUGAAAAAAGAGGAUGGAUUUGGAUCAAAGAAGUGGAUAUAUGAGAACAACGAAGGAACUGUUCAACAAGACGACUAUCCAUUGUGGAUAAGAGAUCCCGAAAGCCUGAAUUGUGCAGUGGUAGCAGCUGGAAACGAUUUCAAAGUGGAGCCUUUUGCUUGCAAUCAAGAAGUAGUAUUUUUGUGUGAAUUAGACAAAAUGCGUAAGAAUUCUUUUUUCCUUUUUUUUAUCCUAAUAAAUAAUUUAAGCAAAAUAUAUAAAAUUUGAAAAUAUAAAUGUGUUUUACACAAAAUGAUUUUGAGAUAUUGUUCAAAAAUAGGUCCGGAUCAUGAUAACAAGUAUCAUUCAAUGCCCACAAUCUCGGAGACUAAAACAUGCAAGACAGGUAACAGAAACAACACAGCACAAAGACGGAUUAACACGACAUUUUUGUUUAAAAGAAAGUAUUAGAGCAGGUUUUCUAAGUUGCAACCUGCUGCUGAUGUCUCUAUAGACGAACAUUCACAA
This is a messenger RNA of Parasteatoda tepidariorum (common house spider), 716 nucleotides long. RefSeq lists its product as uncharacterized. The record is from RefSeq and is a predicted model, not a curated record. Lineage: Eukaryota; Metazoa; Arthropoda; Arachnida; Araneae; Theridiidae.